AUGGAAUUUCCUAAAUUAGGAUGUCAUUGCUCUGAGCCUUCAUGUAAAAAAUUAGAUUUUUUACCAAUAAAAUGUGAUGGUUGCAGUAACUUAUAUUGCAAUGAUCACUUUAAGUAUAGUGCACAUUUUUGUUCAAAUGCUUUUAAAAACAAUGUGCAAGUUCCUGAAUGUCCAUUAUGUGGAAUGCCUGUUCCCAUACCUAGAAACCAACAACCUGAUGUUGCAGUGGGUGCUCAUAUAGAUAGAGAUUGUAGAUGGGAUCCAUCAAAGGAGAGAAAGGUUUUUACAAACAAAUGCACUCUAAAAGGUUGUAAAACAAAGGAAAUUAUACCUGUUUUAUGCCCUGAAUGUGAUAACAACUUUUGCUUACGGCAUCGUCAUACAGCGGAUCAUAAUUGUAUUGGUUCUAAAGCAACAAUUAGAGCUAAAAUGUAUAAUGCAGCUGCUGACCGAAAUUUAUCUACCAAGAAUGCUAAACCUUUAAUAAAUACAAAAGGAAUUCAAGAUCAAAAUAUGGACAUAUUCAAUAUGUAA
Molecule: messenger RNA, 534 nt
Organism: Ctenocephalides felis (cat flea)
Lineage: Eukaryota; Metazoa; Arthropoda; Insecta; Siphonaptera; Pulicidae
Product: AN1-type zinc finger protein 2A-like
Exons: 5
Coding region: 1-534 (177 amino acids)
Biological process (GO): protein targeting to ER; proteasome-mediated ubiquitin-dependent protein catabolic process
Cellular component (GO): endoplasmic reticulum; cytoplasm
Molecular function (GO): zinc ion binding
Source: RefSeq, a predicted model, not a curated record